AGGUAGCUGUGGGCGAUUUUCCUCUUCCGUAGUAGGCCUUAAGAGGCUUCCGACUAGCCGACUCAUAACAGGGCCAGAGUCUACACGUGUAAACCGAGCGUCCAUCAAUCUUAGGUUUGCGUCACAAACCAUCGAUCGUCCUGACUCGGGAUCCCGAGAGCCUCACCUCUCGUGCUGCAUCAGACUGAUUCAGGCCCUCCUACCCCUUCGUACACCUCUGAAUGUUCGCCGCGCCUUCUUCAUGGUCUCUCAGCCCGAUACUUCGACCUCGCUUACGCGCCGGGGACCCUCCUCGGUUAUCUCAAGAGCGUCUCUCUCCCGAUCGAAACGGUACAAUCGUUCGCACGUCGGCAGCACCAACCAGGCCUCCCAGAACGAGUUCCCCUUCUUUUGUCACUCGGGCGACGUAGAGAUCGUUGUCAAGGCUGCCAACCACGAGAACCGAUACUUGCUGCACCGACAUAUCCUCACGCGAUGCUCCGGUUUCUUUGAGGCCAGCACCAGCCAAGAAUGGUCACGCGCAUUGCCGCUCCCCGAGGCGGCCUCGUCUGCCGUCCAGCAGCAGCAGUCGUCUCUCAGUGGUUACGGCACAGAAUCCGUCGUGUCGCAUUCCACUUCUUCGUCCCCGCCUCGCCAGAGAUGGCGCUACGAGCUCGAUCCAGGGGCGGGCGCGGGAGAUAUCCCAAUGCUUGUGCAGAGGUCCUAUCCGUCAAAUCAACGGGAACUGGCUGAUGCGACGCCUUCCCUGUUCGGCCAGGGCGGACAUAUGAACCACAUUACUGCAUCCAUGCCCGGAUCGAUUCCCAGACUCCCAGACCACUCUCGUUCUUCGUCCGUUACUUCCAGCCGCGGCUUCUUUCGGUCGGCAGUCAAUCUCAACCUUGUCCCUAACGCUCCUCCCACGAACCCUCCCCGUUCCCAGGCCGACAUCGAUCUGCUCCGAGACUACGACAACCUAUUCCGCAUAUUCUAUAAUUACCCUCCCAUUCUGGAUGGAAUUAAUAUUGCCGACGCGUACGUCCAGUGCAAGUCCCUACUCGCCCUGUCCGACCAAUACGACGCGCUGGCCGUUGUCGGGCCUAGGGUCGACCACCACUUGCUGCAGUUCCAGUCGAGGCUCUGGAGACAGAUCGCGAAAUAUCCAAUAUCCUACUUGCGCCUCGGUUAUCUGGCGCGCAGCAAGGUCAUAUUCCAAGAGGCGCUCAUCCACGUCGUGGGCCAGUGGCCUUCGGGGGAGCGCAGCCUUCGCGCCGCCCUCCCGGAUGUCGUCCUCGACAUCAUAGAAGACAAGGUGGACGAGCUGGAAGAAAUAGCCAGUCGCGUCGAGGGUCGCCUUUUCCGCCUCGGCUUGACUACAUCUCGCGGCGAGCGCGUUACCCCAGCCACAUCCUAUCUCGACUGGCUGGCUCUCAGUCUCUUCCGUCAGUGGCUAGCCGACAACAUAAGCCCCCCCGUCGUCGACCACCGAUCUCGAGACCGAGACCGAGACCGAGACUCUCGCAACCGACAGCACCCAGGUGCUCAGGUGCAGGCUCCACUGCCGCCUGCCAGCCCGACCCUAGCGGACAUAGGCAGGGCAUAUCGCAUCUUGGGGGUCUCGCCCCCGUCCGCCUAUUUGGGCCAUGACGAAUGCAAGCGCUUCCUCAAACUGACGCCCGAGCUAUACAGCAGGGAGAACCUGCGUCGCUUCGAGAAGCGCAUUGACGAGCUGAAAGCCAUGGCGAGAGAUAUUGUGCGGCCCUUGAUGGGCAGCGGCCUCGCGCUGGACAUGGACGCGAAAAUGGCGGAUGCCGUCGGAUAUCUGACCUGCACCACUGUUGGGGAUCAGGGCCUGCCUUGGCACCUGGAGUGACAGAAGCAGAUGAGGAUAUUGUUUCAGGCGUUUUAUAAGGAUAUGUGGGUAUUUGACGGCGACCUACGUUUUGAUAUUGAGCCAUGGAACGAGUUGAUUGGAUACCCGGUGGAUAAUUUGGUUUGGUCUUUUUAUGCAUCUUUCCCGCUCGUGCUGGGACGUGAGCUUAUGAGAAGGGGUGGAAUUAUAGGAUCUAUAUGUUUUGACUCAACUCCGUGACACGGAGUGGCGUAUAGCAGUGUAUAACUGUGGCUGGACAUGUCCUAUAACUUAAGUCUGUAUAUAUAGGAAUACCAGGAAUCAUAACUUUGCCA
Sodiomyces alkalinus F11 is the source of this 2166-nucleotide messenger RNA. RefSeq lists its product as hypothetical. The transcript has a single exon. Lineage: Eukaryota; Fungi; Ascomycota; Sordariomycetes; Glomerellales; Plectosphaerellaceae. The record is from RefSeq and is a predicted model, not a curated record. The coding region runs from base 242 to 1852 and encodes 536 amino acids.